Molecule: messenger RNA, 850 nt
Organism: Linepithema humile (Argentine ant)
Lineage: Eukaryota; Metazoa; Arthropoda; Insecta; Hymenoptera; Formicidae
Product: alpha-ketoglutarate-dependent dioxygenase alkB homolog 6
Cellular component (GO): nucleus
Source: RefSeq, a predicted model, not a curated record
CGCAAGCGCACGCAUACGUGCGGUUUCUUAGCUGUCACGUUGUUUUCAUUACCGUUCAUCGACAUUUAUCGAUCUACAAAACUAUUUUUUAGAGAAGAUUUAUAAGACAAACUCGUAUUUGUGUUAUAAUUUAGGAAGAUUAGAAAAAUGGCUGAAGAGAAGUAUACCUUAUUGCAAAACGCGGUUGUCUCACAGAUCCCUGAUAGUGCAUGUUACAUACCGAAUUUUAUCACGGAAGAGGAAGAGAAACAGGUUAUGAAGUACAUAAAUAAUGCACCGCAACCAAAAUGGACGCAAUUGAGUAAUCGUAGGACUCAAAUUUGGGGUGGCAUAAUGCUUCCCAAAGGAAUGAUAGCGGAUGAGAUUCCUAGUUGGCUGCAAAAAUAUAUUGACAAAGUAACAGCCUUAAAUGUCUUUGAAAGUGGAGUGGUGCCUAAUCAUGUUUUAAUUAACGAAUAUUUGCCUGGACAAGGAAUAAUGGCACAUACAGAUGGCUCACUUUUUUAUCCCGUUGUAAUGACUAUCAGUUGUGGUUCCCAUACACUCCUUGAUUUUUACAAACGGCUCGACACCACAGAGCAACAACAACCAAAAUUAGAAUUCAGCUUGCUGCUAGAACGCAGGAGUCUGUUAAUUCUACAAAAGGAUUUGUACCACAAUUAUUUGCAUUCUAUAGCAGAAAGAGACACGGAUGAUAUAUCAGGUACUUCAAUAAAAAACCUGCACAUGUGUAUGGAAAAAUUUACAGAGGAACAAACGAUAAAACGUGGUACUAGAUUGUCGCUAACAAUUAGACGUGCACAAAACAUUAGCAGACUAAAAUUAAAAAUUCAGUGAAGAAUGAUACAGA